This is a messenger RNA of Apis mellifera (honey bee), 6950 nucleotides long. Its product is annotated as obg-like ATPase 1. NCBI's taxonomy places the organism in Eukaryota, Metazoa, Arthropoda, Insecta, Hymenoptera, Apidae. Gene Ontology annotation, molecular function: ATP hydrolysis activity; GTP binding; ATP binding. Gene Ontology annotation, cellular component: cytoplasm. The record is from RefSeq and is a predicted model, not a curated record. The transcript is spliced from 10 exons. Bases 149 to 6196 code for a protein of 2015 amino acids.
AUAUUAUAAUUGAAUAAUUAAAUCCUAUCGACUCGUUGAAUUUCGAAAGAAACGUAUCGAUCUUGCGCGAAUCGAUGAAAGAGGCGCGCGUCGUUUGUUCGAAUUUUGCUCGAAAGGGAUUUUCAAAGAUAACCUGAAAAAUGAAAAUAUGUGCGACAAGAAACGCAUUGCACAUUUACGGAAGAAGAAGAAGAAGAGGGAAGAGUUCGACGAGUUCGACACGGACGCAUCGUUCAUCUUGAAGAAAAGUCACUUCAAACACGUUAAAGGUUACCCCCGCGAGGAAUACGCCCCCGAAUGGCCCAAGCCUCUCCCCCACCUGUACCCGAAAGCGAACAAUUACUACGCGUUUCACGAGGACGCGAACCCGUUCACCAGAUUCUCCGACUCGUGUUUGUCGUCCAACGACCACGAGAACACUCCGCACUUCCCCCCCUCCGAGGAGCCGUACGCGAGUCGGGACCCGUAUCUGGACACCGACGCGAGAGCGAAAUACCUGGAGAAGGAGCCGACCUGUUUCGUGAUGCUCGGCAAACCCGACCUCAACACCAUGAAACUCGCGAGCAUGAUCGCCACCACGUGGAAAUGCAUACUGAUCUGCCCCGUUUACCUGAUCAAACUCGAGAUCGAGGAGGGUAGCGAGAAAGGCCGAUUGAUGGCUAACAUAUUGAAGCUGGGCGGUUACGUAGGCCCAGAUAUAAUCAUGAACCUGAUACUGAACCGUCUCAACAAACGGGACAUCCGUUACAAAGGUUACAUCGUGGAAGGGUUGCCGCUCAUCCCUAACAAGAAGCUCGACUACUCCUCCUAUCUGCCCAUGGACGAGGCGGCGAUCAACGAAGCGUACAGCAACGCCAUGAAAUAUUUCAACCCGUCGCUCGAGAUGACGUGCGGGGAGGCGAACCGCGGGGACUGGAAGGGUGGCGGGUGCGCGGUCGAGGCGAGUUACGAGGAGUUCGUCUCGAGCCAGAUCGAGGACAUAUUCUCCAACUGGCCGUUGAAACCGACCCUCAUCAUAUACCUAAUGUGCCCGGACGUGGACCACAUGAAGAAACGGAACCACUUCCGUUUGAAUCCGUUGAUCGGCCGUAUCAUCGACACGAGUUUCCUCGAGAUGACGGACAAGAUCCAAAUGUUGUUCAACCACGAGAAGACCAGACACUACUUGAACGCGAGCUACGAAUUGUACAAAGAGUUGAUGGACGAGGAGAGGAUAUUGGACGAGGAUCACGGCAAGUAUCUGUUGAAACGGAUGUCGGACGAGCCGUCCAACGUGAAGAUCCAAUGCGAGUUGUACAAACGUUUGUUCAUACCCGUCAUCGACAAACGCAUCCUGCUGCACAAUCCUCAGAACGUGAUCCGCCUCGACGGCCGCUCGCCCCUCGCGUUCAUGUUCCGCACCCUGAGCGCACGGUUGCGCACGUUGCCGGUGCGACGCGUCAUCCUGCCGUCGAGGAUGACGGAGAAGCUCGAGGAUGAGUCGUCGCCCGGGGACGAGUUCGAGGAGAGAUCGAACGAGGAGGCUUAUCGCGACUUGGCCAACAGGGAGACCGUCUCCCCGUUGUUCCCUUGGAGAUUGUCCACCUGGAAUUUCCUCUGCCCGGUCGAGUUGACCAGAGGAAGGACAAGGGUAGGGAGCCCUAGGCACAGCGUCCGUUUCAUGAACAAGAUAUUCUUCCUCUCGUCGAGCAAGGCGGUCGAUCUGUUCGUCGAGAAUCCGCGAACCUUUCUCCACCCGUUCUCCCCGCGGCCCACGUGCAGAGUCGUCGUGUUCGGCCCCGAUUACUCGGGCAAGUCCGACCUCUGCCGCCGGUUGGCCCGAGAGUUGAACGGGGUCGUGAUAAACGUGAAGGAGAUCAAGAGAUCCUGGAUCCCCUUCGAUCCAGAGGAGGAGCAGGAAGAGGAGGAGGAGGAGGAGCUGUAUCUGACGAGCGGCGUUUCGUUCAGGAACGAGGCGGACGCGAUUAUCAAACGGAUAAGAGAUAUACCCGGGGAGAGGAUCGACGAGAAGGUGUGGAGGAACGGUGGCUACGUGGUGGACGGCAUGUACCCGAGCGUCGACUCUUGGAACAUGAUACGGGAUUCGGGGAUCGUGUUCGAGGACGCGAUCCUCCUGGUCGACGAGGAGCCCUACGAUCACCUUACGUCCAAGUGGCGCGACAUCUUCGAGGUUAAAAACGAGACGUUCGAUCGUUCUAGAGAAGAGGAGGAGGAGGAGGAGGACGAGGAGGAGGAGUACAAGGAAGGACUGUUCGAAUACGUAAGGCGCGUGCAACAGUUUUACCUCGAUUGGAAGGCGAUGGAGGAGAUGGUCGCCGACAGUUGCGAGACGUUGAUCCCCUGCAACGUCGGGAAACUCGUCGACCCGUUCGCCCACGCGAUCCAACGGAUCAAGGAUCGUUACACGGACAAAGCUAGGAUCAUGACCGAGGAGGAGAAGGAGAGGGAGAAAUUUCUGGCCGAGUACGUGGGCAUGGCCGACGUGACCGUGGAUAUGGAAGAGGAAGAGGAGGAGGAGGAGGAGGUGGAGGGGGAGGGAAAGGAGGUGACGACAGGGGAGCAGAAGCAGAGCGGCAAUCUCCGUUUCGGCGACACGGCCAAUUACUGCCCGGUCGCGUUGAUGAGGUACAACGUGUUCUGGAGAGGGAAGGAAGAGUUCGCCGCCAUUUUCAUGGACAAGAUAUACCACUGCUCCAACGACCGAGCCCUCGAGGAAUUCUUGCGCGACCCGGCGAGACUCAAUCUCCCCUUGAGGAAACCGUUGCCCACCCUGCCACCCCUCCGCGUGAGCGUGAUCGGCCCAACCGGGAGCGGGAGGAGCACGUUGUCGGACGCGUUGUCGCGUGAGUGCGGCCUCGUUCACGUGGAUUACCUCAACUGCUUCGCCGCCUAUAUGAGGUCGCGCGCGAUGCCACCCAUCACCGACAAACACGCGAUAAUCGUGACGAACAGGGGAGAAGGUCUGCUGGAACCGGUCGAGCUGCCCGACGAUCUCGACGACGAGAGGUACAACAGCGACCCGAGGACCGUGCAAACGUUCGUCCGCCGUUACUGGAGCGAGGGUGGCCACCUGCCGUCCAGGAUGCGCAAGGAGUGCCUGUUGGAUUACUUCAACGGGCUGUUCAACCGAACUGGACUGGUGCUCGACCAAUUUCCAAGCUGCCCCGAAGACGUGGAGACCGCGUUGAGGGAUUACGCGGUGCCCGAGAUAGUGUUGGAGCUUCGCUGCGGCAAGGAGACGGCUACCGAGAGGAUGAUGGGCAACCUGUUCUCGUUGUGGGAGAAGAACUUGGAGGCGGAGAAGGAGGCCGAGGGGGAGCGGUACGCGAUGGAGAUGAAGCAUUACGAGAGCAGGAGGGACGAUUGGAUCAGGGAGACGUUGGAGAGGGAGGCCGGGUUAUUCGAUCCACGGGAGGUGGAGGAGGAGGAGGAGGAGGAGGAGAUCGAAUCGAGGAGGUACGAGUUGGAGGAGAUGUGGUAUCAGGAGAAUCCCGAGCCUGUGUUGUUCACCGAGUGGGAGGAUUUCGAGACGGCGAGAAUGAGGAUCGAGGAAGAGUUUUCGAGGAGGUACGACAACGAGGCCGAGAGGGUGAGCGCCGUGAGGGAGAGUUUGGCCAACGAGUCGAUACCGUACGCGGUGAUCGACGGUGAGAAGAGUCCCAGGGACGUUUUCCUCCAAGCGAUGCUCGUCGUCGAGCCGUACGCCCGCCGCACCUCGUCCACCCUCGAGCAGAUAUCCACCGUGGACAGCGAAACGGCCGACAAUCUCCUCGACUGCGGCUACUAUUUCCUCAGCUCGUUCGGCCGUUGGUGCCCGGUCCAGUUGCGCCGCGGCGAGAUCCCCCUCCAAAUGUUCCUCCCGUUGGAGAUCAGGGAGGACGUGUACCCGGUCAUCCACCGCCAAUACGUGUACUUCCUCGGCGGCAAGGAAGCGCAGGAGGAAUUCGUCAAGGAUCCGUACAAGUAUCUCGAGCAAGACUCUUGCGCGCCGGUCAUCCAGUUUCGAAUCUCCGUGAUCGGGCCGCCUAAGUGCGGCAAGACCACCCUCGCCGAACGAUUCGCCAAGAAGUACAAGCUGAAGGUGAUCACCCGCGGCUCGGCCCUGCGCUACAUCCUCAAAUACUUCCCCUGGGUGGAAUCGGCCGAGUCGGUCGAGUCCCAGCUACGCAUGGGCCGGCUAGCCCCCAUGGAGCAGAUGAAACGAGCCAUCGAGAUGUACUCCAUCGAUCCGAGCAUAAUCUCCCAGGGUUACGUACUGGACGGUUUCCCGAUCAGUCAAAAGGAAUACGAACAACUCACUUAUCUCGGCAUGCAACCGAUGGUAAUCCUCGAUCUGAGAUCCGACCUAGCCUUCUCCGUCGAAUGCUUGUCGCGGAUCGGGGACGACGACGUGGUGACGAAACCGCCCACGUUUUCCAGCAGAUUUUUGGCCCACCUUUACGACGUGUGGCGGAUCGAUCAGGCCGAUUAUCGCCGCUGGUUGAGAAGUUUCAAUCAGAACGUGGUCGAGCUGGACGCGACCAGGUGCAUGUGGCACGUGUGGACCCGUGCCGAGCAGAGCGUGUGCUCGAUAUACCUCGGGAUCAGGAAGUAUUUCCGCGAAUGCGACUACGAGAAGGUCCACUGUUUGAGAUACAUGAGCGUGUCCCCGUACGAGUUCAGGAGCAGGCAAAGCUCCAGUUUCCAGUCGUAUUGUCCCGUGUGCUUGUACCGCGAGGACGCGAUGACGAGGAGCGACCCUGUACCCGAUCGUCGAGGAACGGUUCAAUUCAGGGAACACUUGUACUGGAUCUGUCCAAGCCACAUGGACGAGUUCGUGCAGGAUCCGGAGGGAUUCCUUCCACCGGCAAACGCCAAGCGUCUCCCGGACGAGCGUCCACGAGUGUUGACGGAGACGAUCGAUCUGGAGCAUCCGUGUUGGGUGAAACGGUUGCGGGUGAAAGGGUUGUGCUCGGUCACGUACGUGGACCAUCUGCCCGACCGGAAAAUCGUGCGCGGAAGAUUGGACGUGGGCGUGUUGUACAGGGACAACGUGUACCUGUUCUGCUCGAGCGAGUGCCGCGACAAAUUCAUGGAGAGGCCCGAAAGGUACGCGGACUUCGUCAUCAACUUCACCCGCACUUUGGCGCCGAUCGACCCGAGGACGUUGCCGAACCUCGGCUACCUGGAACAGACGGUCGCUUCUCGCGUACCCGUCCCUGACGCAAGAUUCGAUUAUCUCUGCGACUAUUUCAAACCGGCCAGCAAAGUUCCCGCUUUCUUGAACGUCGUGGACAUCGCUGGAUUGGUCAAGGGCGCGGCGGAGGGGCAAGGAUUGGGCAACAGUUUCCUCUCGCACAUCAACGCUUGCGACGGAAUUUUCCAUCUUUGUCGGGCGUUCGAUGACGACGACGUUACUCACGUGGAGGGGGACGUGAACCCCGUGAGGGACCUCGAGAUCAUCAGCGAGGAGUUACGGUUGAAGGACAUCGAAUUCUUGAACGGCCAUCUCGAGAAAUUGGAGAAACUUGUUGUUCGAGGAAACGACAAGAAGCUCAAGCCUGAAUACGAUACGUUGUUGAAAGUGAAAGGUGUGAUGGUGGAUGAAAAGAGGCACAUCAGAUUUGCCGAUUGGAGCGCCACCGAUAUCGAGGUUCUGAACAAGUAUUUAUUCCUCACUUCGAAGCCGGUUAUUUAUUUGAUCAACCUGUCCGAAAAGGAUUACGUGCGUAAAAAGAACAAAUGGUUAAUCAAAAUCAAGGAAUGGGUCGACAAGAACGAUCCUGGGGCUAUCCUGAUCCCGUUCAGCGGCGCGUUUGAAAAUAAACUGCUCGACAUGAACGAGGCGGAACGCGGGAAAUAUUUGGAAGAGGGAAAGGUUACGAGCGCCCUCGACAAGAUCAUCGUUCAAGGAUACAAGGCGUUGCAAUUGCAAUACUUCUUCACGGCAGGCCACGACGAAGUCAAGGCGUGGACGAUCCAGAGGGGUACGAAAGCGCCGCAGGCAGCGGGAAAGAUUCACACGGAUUUUGAGAAAGGAUUUAUCAUGGCCGAGGUUAUGAAAUUUGACGAUUUUAAAAACGAGGGAUCGGAAGCCGCUGUAAAGGCUGCCGGGAAAUACAGACAGCAAGGACGCAAUUACGUCGUCGAGGACGGAGAUAUAAUUUUCUUCAAGUUUAACGCUGGGGCUGGAUUAAAGGACGCGAAGAAAAAGUGAUGGCACGUUUGGCUCAUGUUGCUGCUCGUUCAUUUGUACAUCAACAUGAUUGCCAUGUUUUGCUGCACGCGCGAUAUGCGUAUAAAAUGGUCGAAAUCACUAUCCGACACCCCUUAAUUUUAUUUUUCGUUCGAUUUGAAAUCAUGCAUCACCCUCUACACCAUCGAUUGAUAACGAUAGCUGACAUUUUUAUAUAACAACAUUUCGAAUUUUACUCGAAUAAAUGGUAUUUUUAUAUGUUCUAUUAAGCUACAAAAAAUAUAUAUAUAAAUAUAUAUAUAUAUAUAUAUACGUCCUUUUGCUUGUAGUAACGUAAAGAAGUUAUUAAUUCUGUCUGUUCUGUCGUAUCAAUGCUGGUAAUUAUUCAUUUUUCUUUUUUUUUUUUUUUUCUUUUAUUUCAUACGAUAGUUGUGAUAUUGAAAAAUCUUGCAUUUUUUGAAGAAAGUGUAAAUAAAUAAUAAGAGCUUCGUUACAUGAUAUCCCGCUAAUAUUAUAUAAACAACCGGUAAACAGGAAAUAAUCAUUGUGCGUUUUCUAAUGUUUCCUUGUACAUUUUCGUAUUUAUUCUAAAUACAUUUCGUUGAAAUAUUUAGUAAAAAAAAAAAAAUUCAUCCUCGGUGAUAUAAUGAGGCCGAGUUUAAAAAAGAUUGCUAUAUACAUUUAAAUACAAUAUUAAAGAUAACCUGGAUUAGAUAUUAUAAGAUGUUUUAUGUUAAGUAUCAAAGUAUAAUAAAUUGAACAUCGAUACUCGAAA